Messenger RNA from Tigriopus californicus, 2342 nucleotides. RefSeq names its product retinoic acid receptor RXR-alpha-B-like. The record is from RefSeq and is a predicted model, not a curated record. Lineage: Eukaryota; Metazoa; Arthropoda; Copepoda; Harpacticoida; Harpacticidae. Gene Ontology annotation, molecular function: RNA polymerase II cis-regulatory region sequence-specific DNA binding; nuclear receptor activity; zinc ion binding. Gene Ontology annotation, cellular component: nucleus; activator ecdysone receptor complex. The transcript has 3 exons. The coding region runs from base 503 to 1843 and encodes 446 amino acids. Gene Ontology annotation, biological process: positive regulation of transcription by RNA polymerase II; cell differentiation; anatomical structure development.
ACCGUAUUUACCCCGCUCGCCUCCUCAGCAACCCACAGCCUACUCCUUUAUAUCGAGCUCUAUGCUCCAGGCGAACUCAAGGCUGGAAGGCAGUCUAGCAGGCUGUCGGCCAAUGGGCGGCUAUCGAGCAUGGAGCCGAAUCAAGUAGAGACGACAGGUCUGAAGAAGUGACGUCGCUGGUUGAGAGUAGCCUCCUAGUAGCGCUACAUGCACACAUACAUACAUACGUACAUAGAGCCUAGCCCAGAGAACAACGAGGUAGUUGAAGUACAUGCAUUCAUUGCAUUUCAGUGGGAGUCAGUCCGAAGUGGGAGUGCUUUAAGCAGCCAGUCAAUCAGCCCGUGGCAUUCAGUGGACCCCACCUAUCAGCCCCGAGUGGCACGCCCUACUACAGUGGGCCAGAACCCCGAUUCCGCCCCAUGGUUGCGGCGGUCUGGUUGGUGUGAUCGCAAGCCCUUUCUUUCCCUCCAGUCGCCAUCGUCGCCAUCGCCGUCGUUUCAUCAUGACUUUGUUCCGCGGUAUCGACGACAACAUCGACUUGAAUGGCUUGAUGGACAGUGCGGGCGUGCCGGCCACGCCCCCCAACGUGUUCGGGAACCCCCAGUCUCCGCUCGAGCUCAAGCCCGACGUGUCCAUGUUGUUGAACGCCCCUUCACCCGCCUCUUCCUUGGGAGGCGGGAGUAGUAGUUUGACGCAUAAUCCGCCCACACCGCGUCCGGGCUCACCUUCGGUCAACUACCCGCCUUUGAGCGGGUCCAAGCACUUUUGCAGCAUUUGCGGUGAUCGAGCCUCGGGCAAACAUUACGGCGUUUAUUCCUGCGAAGGCUGCAAAGGCUUCUUCAAGCGGACCGUGCGCAAGGAGCUGACCUACGCGUGCCGCGAAAACAAGGACUGUAUCAUUGACAAGCGUCAGCGGAAUCGUUGUCAGUAUUGUCGCUACAUGAAGUGUCUGGCCAAUGGGAUGCGACGCGAGGCCGUCCAAGAGGAGCGGAACCGCAGCGGUUCCAGUGCCAGUGGGGGUAAUGGCGGUGGUGGUGCCGCGGGUAGCGGCAAAGGCGGUGAUAAUGAGGUCGAGAGCUCGACCGGUGGUCCGCCUAUGAGUGACAUGCCCAUUGAGCGUAUUAUCGAGGCCGAGAACAUCUCGGAGCUGGGCGGGGCCUUCAGUCGCAAGGACAGCGACGACUUACAGGCCCAUAUGCCCGGGGGCUUCGAAGGGGAUCAGCCCAACAAACGGAAAAUGCUUCAGCAACUGGUCGAGUGGGCCAAACACAUUCCCCACUUUACCGACCUCAAAAUCGAAGACCGGAUCAAGCUUAUUCGCGCGGGUUGGAACGAGCUGUUGAUCGCGGGAUGCGCCUUCCGCUCCAUGAACGAGGAGAACGGCAUCUUGUGGGCGGACUCGCAGUUCAUUAAGCGAGAAAAUGCUCACUUGGCCGGAGUGGGUGACAUUUUUGACCGGGUACUCGUGGAGCUCGUGCAGAAAAUGCGGGAAAUGAAAAUGGACAAAGCCGAAUUGGGUUGUCUGCGUGCAAUCAUCCUGUUCAAUCCAGAUGCAAAAGGGUUGGAGCAAGGCCCCGCUUUGGAAGUGGAGAACUUCCGAGAAAAAGUAUACGCCACUUUGGAAGAGUAUUGCCGCAUGAAUCACGAAAAUGAACCCAGCCGUUUUGCCAAACUGCUCCUCCGACUUCCAGCAUUGCGGUCCAUUGGCUUGAAGUGUGUCGAACAUUUGUUCUUCUACAAGCUCAUCAAGGACGAUGGACCCAACAACAGCAAUGGGGCCGACGUGAACGACGUGGCCGCCCAAAGUCUGGAUAUUUUCAUCAAGGAAAUCCUGGAGGAGUGACUCCCAGCGUCUUCCCAACCGUUCUGAAUGAACGGGCACCAAUUCAGGUUGAAUUGGAUCGCAGAGCUUCGUCGCUCGGAAGCCCUCUCGGGUAAUGAAGUGCAUUUACGUAUAUCAAAUCGGACCGCGAGAGUGGAAGUGUUAAUGGUGGCGUCUGCAUCUACAAACAAAUAUAUUUAUCAACUCAUUGAAAACGUGCUUUUUGAACUUGACGUGAUUAGUGCGUAAAUUCAAGAUGAUGGAUGAUUAUGACGGUUCGUCUCGAUCAUUGAAGUGUAAAAAGGUCCUCCUGUUACUGUGUGAGUGUGAUUCUAUUCUCAAAGAGGCGACCAAACUCCGAUGGAACCGCAGAUUCACAUACGGACGAGAAUUUAUAUACAAAGCAUACUCUAUUACUUACAUAUACAAAAAAAUUAUAUAUAUAUAUACGAUCAACUCUUUCCUUGCCUCAAAUGGAAAGGAUUCAAACAGCUGUUGAAUUAAACGAACCUACUGGGCA